Molecule: messenger RNA, 2688 nt
Organism: Toxotes jaculatrix (banded archerfish)
Lineage: Eukaryota; Metazoa; Chordata; Actinopteri; Toxotidae
Gene: sdcbp2
Product: syndecan binding protein (syntenin) 2
Exons: 9
Coding region: 136-1044 (302 amino acids)
Cellular component (GO): cytoplasm; plasma membrane
Molecular function (GO): protein binding
Source: RefSeq, a predicted model, not a curated record
AGUGACAUCACUUUCCAGAAUUCCCCUUCAGUACGGUUUGAGCGACGAAGAGAGCAAAACAGAGAGAAACAGGAGUCUGCCGCUGUCUGAGAUUCACGAGUGUUUGUGCUGAUAUACCUACCAAGACAUUAAAGGAUGUCUCUGUAUCCGUCUCUCGAGGACCUAAAGGUCGACAAGGUCAUCAAGGCCCAGGCACAGUUUGCCCAGACCACCACCCCCAUGCCUGCCAUCACUGAGGGAACCUACCAGCCUCAGCCUGUUACUGCUGGGAUGCCAGGAUCAAGCUUGUACCCAAAUCUGGAGGAGCUGGGAGACUACAUGGGCCUGGCCCUCAACAGUGAUGAAGUCCAGAGGAACCUGGCCCUGGUGCCUGUGGCUGACAAUCAAGUGGCAGUGCCGUCCAGCUCGGGUGUCGGGGGGAUGGUGCGGCCUGUGACGGGGGCAGACGUUGGCAUCAGGCGGGCCGAGAUCCGGCCAGGGUUGCGUGAGAUUAUACUCUGUAAGGACCAGGAGGGGAAGGUGGGACUCCGGCUGAGGGCCAUCGACAACGGAGUGUUUGUCCAGCUGGUGCAGGCUAACUCCCCCGCGGCCCUGGCUGGGCUGCGUUUUGGGGACCAAGUUCUUCAGAUCAACGGGCAGAACUGUGCCGGCUGGAGCGUAGACAAGGCCCACAAGGCCCUGAAGGCUGCAGCUGAGACCCGCAUUGAGCUCGUGGUCAGGGACAGGCCAUUUCAGCGCACUGUCACCAUGCACAAAGACAGCUCAGGCCACGUGGGCUUUAUCUACAAGUCUGGCAAAAUCACCUCACUGGUCAAGGAUGGCUCUGCUGCCCGCAACGGUCUGCUGACUGAGCAUUACAUCUGUGAAAUCAAUGGACAAAAUGUUAUUGGACUCAAGGAUUCUCAGAUAAAGGAUAUUCUGAGCACCUCUCCCACCGCCAUGACCAUCACCAUCAUGCCCAAGUUCAUCUAUGAACACAUGAUUAAGAGGAUGUCCACGGGUCUCCUGCGGUCAGCCAUGGAUCACUCUGUCCCAGAGGUGUGAAGACCAGGAACAGGACUGCAAACUGUCAGGAUGUCUACAAUACAGAGAUAUCUCUCUUGUUCUCUCUCUCUCUCUCCCUCUCUCUCUCUCUCUCUCCCUUUUCCGUACUUGGAUCUUUUAUCUGUCUCUCUCUCUCUUUCUGUCUUCAUACCAAAUCACCUCCUGCAUCACAAUCAUCAUCGCUGCCGUUUCUCAUCUCUCUUAACAUAAUCUGAAAAGGCCUUUUUUUUCUAUUCUUCAGUUGUUCAGUAUCAUCUUUACAUUUUCCUCAUCUCUGUUGACAUUUGUACUUUUUCUAUGUUAACCUUGUAGUCUGAUUACAUGUUUACUUUUACUCGUUUUGUAUUUGAGAUCAAGGACAGUACAAAAUGUUUUUUUUAAGCCAUGCACACUAUCAUGAGUCCAGAGCUUCCUCCUCAGUGUGGAGAUGAACCGUUGGCACGUGACGUUUCACCUUGUCAAAAUGCUGUAAAAGCCAGUGGUUGGUCAUCAGAAUCCUACAGUACCAUGUAGAUUACGGCUGCGCUCUCAGUCCCUGCACUUGGCCCGCAAUGUGUGUACAUAAAUAAUCCGAGCUGAGCUAACACCUGGGGCCUCAUGUGAAAAAGUUUGCUGACUUUGACUUUGCUGACUUCUUGAUUCCAGCCUAUAGUCACUUUUACUUGGCCAGUAAAACUAAUAGGUUUUAGCAAAGGAGUUGUUUUUAGUUUACACCAUAUAUUGGUGAAAAUUAGAGUUGAUUUUGGCAUCAAGAUUUUUUUUUAAAUUUUUUUUGGUUAACACGCAACAUUUAUAGAUCUUAGACUCUAACAUGUAAGUGAGAGAUACGAAGUAGCUGUUUCCACCUUCUCCAAGAGAUGGCGAUGUAUCAUUGCAUCACAUUUCCUGUCUCCGCGGGCAGAUGCCAUGAUGAGAAAUUCAUAGGUACUGGGAACACUGUGUGCACAUUCCAGGGGAAAGUGUAGGGAAGAGGGCAGUGGUAGAUGUUUGUUGCCCUAUGCAGCUGAGACCUGGCCCUGUCCACAGACAUUAUGGGAACCAUGGGAUGGUGAAAGGCACAGGUAAUCAAGAUCCUAGCUCCGCGUGUGAGUGUUUGAUACGCUUCCAUGGCUUCAGACUGAAAUUUUGAAGGGAAUUGUUGGUAUUUGUUUGGACAGGGUCUGUGCUGGGCAGACCCACUAAGUGCACUUUCCACUACCUUUUAAGAGGUUGACUUUCCUGUAUCCAUUUCAGCAGUUAAAUCCAGUAGUCGUGUUUGUGGUGCCUCAUGUUAACGAGAGAACUCAUGAAAACAAACUUGUGUGUUAAAUAUCGUAAACUGCUCAGAUUUGAUGCUGAAAAUCAUCUGCUCAAAUGAAAAGGCAUUUAAAUUCCACAUCAUGGGCUUAGCCAAUGAACCUGCUCUCCUCUGCAAAGAGUUGUCAGCGGACUUCCCCCUCUGUAAUAUUCCUUCUUUGACUGUUGAGCACAGUGAGACCGAGCUGAGCUCACAGUUGUGAAUUUCUACUUGUUAUAUAGAGUUGCUCCUUUUAAUGCUGUUCAUGUUUGGAUGCAUGUAUUCCUUUAAUUUUCUAGGUAUGCAAUCUGAUAAACAUCACUGUCAUUCUGUAAAAAAAAAAAAAAAACAGUUAGAAAAACCUAAAA